Messenger RNA from Salvelinus namaycush (lake trout), 4271 nucleotides. RefSeq names its product zinc finger FYVE domain-containing protein 1-like. The record is from RefSeq and is a predicted model, not a curated record. Lineage: Eukaryota; Metazoa; Chordata; Actinopteri; Salmoniformes; Salmonidae. Bases 63 to 2030 code for a protein of 655 amino acids. The transcript is spliced from 11 exons. Gene Ontology annotation, molecular function: metal ion binding.
UUGUUGUUGUCGGGAGUGGGGGAAGUUGCUGCUACCGUCAGGCCAGGGAUGGUUUAAUAACAAUGUCCGAAGUACUAAUGAAAGAAAUGGAGGAGGUAUCGCUUUGUCACAUAAAAACAGAAGAACACUCGGAAAAUGGUCGGAGUUUUCUUUUGGUUGACGAACAAGAAAAUCUACAGGUCCAUGAUGAGGCUCAGUUCCUGGAGAGGCUGGGCUGCGGGGACAUGCAGGGCGUCAAGGUCCUCUCCAUCUUCGGCAACACGGGCGACGGCAAGUCCCACACCCUCAACCACAUCCUGUUUGGCGGGGAUACCGUGUUCUACACCUCCAAGUCCCCCAGCUCCUGCACGGUGGGCGUGUGGGCCGCCUUUGACCCCGGGCUGGGCCUUGUGGCUUUGGACACAGAGGGCCUGCUGGGGGCGGCGGCCAACCAGAACCAGCGCAUGCGUCUGCUGCUGAAGGUACUGGCCGUAUCGGACGUGGUGGUGUACCGCACGCGGGCCGAGAGGCUGCACAACGACAUGUUCCAGUUCCUAAGCAGCGCCUCAGGGGCCUACCUGAAGCACUUCACCCCCGAGCUGCGCGCCCUCUCCAGCCGCUGUGGCAUGGACGUUCCCCUCUCCUCCCUGGGGCCGGCGGUCAUCGUGUUCCAGGAGACCACCCACACCCAGCUACUGGGCCAUGAGCGAACAGAUGUCCCUGGCUAUGCAGACACUCAGCUCCAGAGGCGCUUCCAUGACCUGGGCCUGGGUACAGAGGCCUUCAGCUCAGUGCAGUACGUGGGCACACAGACCAUCACUCCACCGACUAACUACUCUCUGCUCCUGGAGGCUGUACGCCAGCAAGUCAGGAACACUGCCACACGAUCGCCCCGCCAACCGGUCAUCGUCUUCAGCGCCUUGCAGGCCCUGAGUGACAGGUUCUGUGGGGAGAUCUUUGACGACAAGAUCCCCCUCUACUCCUUCUUCCCUGACGAAUACUUCACCUGCUCUUCAGUCUGCCUCAGCUGCAAUAUCCGCUGUAAGAACGGGAUGAACCAUCUCAGAGACAGGGUCCCUCACCUGGCAGACGGACUGUGUCAGUACGCUCACCAGUACAACAACAAGGUCCUCAUCUGCAAGAGGUGCUAUGAGGGGGGCAGGGAGGUUAUUGUCAUCCCUAAAACCUCAGCCUCCACAGACAACCCCUGGUUUGGGCUGGCGAAGUACGCCUGGUCUGGGUAUGUCCUGGAGUGUGGCAGCUGUGGCAUCAUCUACCGCAGCCGACAGUACUGGCUGGGCAACCAGGACCCAGAGAGCGGCGUGGUGCGGCCCGAGGUCAAACACGUCUGGGACGGGUCUGAGGCCUUCCUGACAGACCACCAGAAUGCGGCCCAGAGGAUGCUGGAUGGGAUGAACUUUGUGAUCCAGUCUGUGUCGGAGUACAGCACGGGUCCCACCAAGGCUGUCACGUCCUGGCUCACUGACCAGGUGGCCCCGCUCUAUUGGAGACCCAACGCGGACAUCACCAUGUGUCACUUCUGUAAGAAGCCCUUUGAGGAGGUAGAGAGGAAGCACCACUGUCGUUCGUGUGGCGAGGGCUUCUGCCAGGCCUGCUCCACCCGCAGGAUGCCCGUACCCGAGAGGGGCUGGGGAAGCACCCCGGUCCGGGUCUGUGACGCCUGCCACCGCCAGGGAGGGACCGACACCACCAACCAGGUGGCUGUGGUGGAGCCGCGGGGGCUGAUGGCCCGCAGGGUGACAGAGGUGGCCCAGUCUACUCUAGACAUGGUCACCACUGCAGUGGACUACCCGCUGUGCUUUGUGAAAGGAGUGGCCCGGCCUGACUACUGGGUCCCCGACCCCCAGAUCGUGCAGUGCCACAGGUGCAGCAAAGCCUUCACCCCCAGUAUGUCCAAGCACCACUGCCGGGCGUGUGGCCAGGGCGUCUGCAGCAGUUGCUCCUCCAAGAGCCGCCCCGUGCCCUCCCGUGGCUGGGACCACCCUGUCCGCGUCUGUGACGGCUGCGCCAUUCGCAAGGGCAGCCUGUGAGGUCAGGGCAGAGACCAGGGACACUAUUCUGCCGGGCAUCUGAAAUCUAGUCAGACGCCACGGCACACUACAUGUUGCUUAUCUUUGUCUCCCUGUGCACUAUGAGCCACUGACCUUUAAGAGAAAAAUCCAGGUGAGCCCUGUCCUGUGGGGAAGGCAUUCAACUGAUGUCCUGGAGUAGCACUCUAAACAUGGGACUGCCUCAUCUGAUAUCGACUGCCUAAAACCAGGGACAAGAACUGGACUAGCGGGACAAGAACUGGACUUCUGAAAACUGGAAUGCCGAGACAGUUGUAAAUGACUGAGUGUAGAAGACUGAGAGAACCCCCACCCCCCCUCCCCCAACCCAAACUACCCACUGCCGGCACCGAAAGACAUUAGCCAAACAACUUUUCUGUUAGUGAUAAGGCACAAGAGGCAGUCUGUAUGUUAAUUUAGGCUCUGCUUAUCUUAAAAGGUGGGCACCUUUGGGAUCCAUUGAUGUUUGAAACAAGCACAUCAUUUUGAAUGAAUACUGAGGGUUUAGUUAGUGAUAAGGCACCAGAGGCAGUCUUAAUAUCAUUCUUAUCUGUUGGGAAUGGCUGAACAUUCAUGAGUUAGGUUAGAUUUUAAUUCAGGUGUGGGCUGUAGUGGUCAGCCAAGCCUUUGCCUCAGACAACGCCAAGGAGUAACAUCCCUGUAACCAUGGUAACCCGACAAAGAGGAGACACCGGAAGUGACAUCGCAACAUGAUCUUCCUCCCUGAUGCGAUCUCAGGCAGUGCGCCAUGGUUUGAGUCGAUGCACAAGACAGGAAAAUGAAUGAAGAUGUCACAUACAGACAUUCCAGUUUACAUUUGUACCCAUUUUCACACUGUCAUGCUGACCCCAUCCAUACUCUCCUGGCUUGUAUUUUCCUUUGACAUUGUCCUUUCCAGCAUGGUUCCAGCAACUAGGGUGGAUUGUUAACCAGGUCAGUGCAGUACUGCUGGGCUCGGCUCACUAGUGUGAAAGCGGUAUAGUAUGUUAAUUUAGGCUCUGCUUAUCUUAAAAGGUGGGCACCUUUGGGAUCCAUUGAUGUUUGAAACAAGCACAUCAUUUUGAAUGAAUACUGCGGGUUUAGUUAGUGAUAAGGCACAAGAGGCAGUGGUGUAUCAUGAAUACAGUCACAGGUAAAUGGCGUUCGGCCCAACGCGACAGCGGAGUCAACCCAUUUGCCUGUGACUAUUCAUGACGCAGCACUGCCUUGCAUGCCUUAUUGCUUUUAGAAAUCUGUUACCAACAUAUUAAAAUAACAAUGACUUACAUAUUUACAUUAACUUUAUUUUGAUAAGUGAAUAGAUAAAAUGUCAUUCUUCCACCAGAAGAUAUAGCGCGGACAGAAAUCUGCUUGGUUCUUUCGGUCAUGUUGCUACAGAUGCGAACCAGUCGUUAAUAAUUUUUUGCGUAGUUGCUAUGCAAAAGGACGGUCGUCUGUUCUGCUAAACAAAAUGGUUGCUAUGCAGGCUGGAUAACGUUCGUGUCCCUAGCUAGCCAACUUCAGCUCAGUCACGUCAAACAUUGAACCUGGAAUGACAGUACACUUGUACACAUCACUUGCUGAUGAAAAGCACAGAUUAUUUGUAAUCUCAUCUAUCCAGUGUCCAUUGAUGUGGGAUCUUUACUAAGUACUGGAUCCUAUAAUACUGGCUUUCUAUAUAGUUAUAACCAAUUGUUUUAUUCCAUGUGUGUAUACUAUCAGAUUCUGUGUAUAUGACCAUCUUGAUUUUUUUUUUUUAUCAGAUUUGUCUGAAUUUUUAAGAAUUUAAGCUAUCCCACUGGGCACACACUGGAUGAAUCAACGUUGUUUCAACUUCAUUUGUCAACCAAUUUUGAUGUGGAAAACACAUUUGGAUUUACAAAAAGUCAACCAGUACUGUUUUCAUCUCAUUUUAACCAGCGUUGUAAACAUUAAAAUUAGGGUAAAACUUCAACUUCUACAAUGACUUAACCUGACUAACAGGUUGUUACAUCAAUCUAAUUUCAACCUAAUCAUCAGAACUAUGUAUAUGUUGAAAUUGCAUUGUAAAUUCCACAUCCUAUAAUCAAUAUACAGUAUAUUGGGGUGGUUGAAAUUGUUGAAUUUCAUACGAUUCAUAUGACAUUUUAUUUGACCUUGUUUCAAUGUUGAUACUAAAAUGGUAUGUUUGAAUCAACGUCAUUGUGUCAACGUCCUGCCAACAACCUAAAUAAAGAGGUAUAUUAAAAUACAAUUCAAACAGUG